UGAUUCAGCGUGGCGAGAUCCAAUGGGGAGACGAGACAAAGUUUCCAUCCGCACAGCUGAAUACCAUAAAGUUCAUAUGGCUGCUGCAGGGAAAUAUGAAAAGGAGAGAGACAUGGAUGCGCAUUGUAAUGAGCCAUUUGGAACUUUUAUUUUGUAGACUUUUUUUCUGAGCGAUCUGAACUUUCUCUUUGUAGUCAGUUCUCAUUUUGUCGCAUUAAACCAAAUAUAUGUUGGUAGGGUUGCAGGGAGUUACCUGUUGGAAUUCAUCUUUCACCUGAAAAAGCGUAGGGUUGUUUGAUUUCACCUUUGAUGUAAUAUGUGGCGAUUGGAGUUAAUGUCGAUAAGUCCCGUUAUUGUACGAUUCAUUAGCGUUUAAGAACACGGGGUUGGACGGUUCCAAUAUUUGCUGACACAUCAUUCUAAACGCCGAGGCGCCCACGCAAACAUCUGCCACACUCAUCUAUAUGUACAUAUUCUGCCCAAAUUUAUCUGCAGAUACACAAGACAAACUUCUUGAAACCACGACACGUCCCGAAAUCACACGUACACACACCAGUAUUACAUGUUUGCCAGACCUGAGUCACGCCGCCACAUCUUGGUCGGCGCGUACAUUGCAGGUGUUCAGAAACAUGCUCGCAGAGUCGGAACCCUCCUGGGGAAAUAAGAAUCAUCCUGUGAAUUUUGACGAAAAUCACCACGGAAUGGGUUGCUGGAUAGAGAUGGCCACGAUAUCAUUAUUUACUUUUCAUUUAACUAAAACAUGCAAAAACAGCAGAAUCUUCGCUAAAGCAUCUUAUGCGAUGAAUCUCUAAAUGUUUGGUUCUUAACCUAUCCAGUUCAGCAUUUAAAUAAUAGAUAAACUCAGGGACUGCAUUAGAAACAGAGAAAAUAGUCUUUAUUGACUCUCUAGCGCUCCCAAUUUAAUCGCCAACUAAAUCUUAUUCACUCCAUUCACAUGCACAAUCUUGUACUACUAAUUUGAGGAAGGACAUUCUUACUAUUGAGAGUGUGCAGCCAAGGUUCACGAUGUUAAUUCCCGGGAUGGCGGGACUGUCAUAUGAUGAAAGAAUGGAACGACUGGGCUUGCAAUCACUAUAAUUUAGAAGGACGAGGGGGAUCUUAUAGAAACAUAUACAAUUAUUACGGGAUUGGACACGCUAGAUGUACGAAACAUGUUCCCGAUGUUGGGGGAAUCCAGAACCAGGAGCCACAGUUUAAGAAUAAGGGAUAGGCCAUUUAUAGCUGAGAUGACGAAAAACCUUUUUCGUCCAGAGAGUUGUGAUUUGUGGCAUUCUCUGCCUCAGAAGGCUGUAGAGGCCGAUUCACUAGGUGCAUUCAACAGAGAGUUAGAUGGAACUCUUAGGGCUAGCGGAAUCAAGGGGUAUGAGGAGAAGGUAGGAACGGGGUACUGAUUGUGGAUGAUCAGCUAUGAUCAUAUUGAAUGGCGGUGCUGGCUCGAAGGGCCGAAUGGCCUACUCUUGCACCUAUUUUCCACGUUUCUAUGCACACGCACUCUCGUGCGCACACACACACACACAGUUCCUGAACAUAAAUAUAAACGCCAUACACAUAAAUGAUACAUACACACGUAUUAUUCUUGAUAAUUCAAAUAAACAUUUUAUUUCCAAGCUAUGCUCACACUCACGCGGUAUGUAGUUAAUAUCUUAGAAUAAAUAGACAAUAUUUCACAUGAGAGUUCUGCUGAUAAACGAACAAGACACUGGAUUUACACAAUGAAGAUUACAAGUGUAUACUAGCAGAGAAAGAUAGUUGGUUUUCCGUAGGGCGAGUAAAUGAAUAAUAAAACAGAAAAUACCCAGCAAGUUUGACAGUAUGUGUGGGGAAAGAAUGGAGUUGACAACUGAGGUCGAUUACCGCUUAUCAUUUGUUUUGAUAAAAAGUCAAUGAUCUAAUAAGGUAUCAACCCAGUUACUUUAUAAAUGCUCCUUGACCCGUCGAGCAUUUGCAGCAUUUUUGGAUUUUUUCUCAGAUUUUCAGCAUCUGCAGUAUUUUGCAUCUGAUUAAUUUAACAUUAUUUUCGUUUUAUCCAUCACUGUUCAUCUUCAAAGAUUGAUAUUCUUACAGGCAUAUGCCACAACAUUGAUUUAUACUUCUACAGUUUAAACGUUGCCAUGUAGUAAUCUCAAAAUGAUCAUUUUUUGUACUGUUCAAUGUAUUAAUAAACCUUCGUAGUUUACCAAAGAUAAAACUCGAAUUAUAGAGUUGUAUAGCAUUGAACUGGCCGUUCGGUCAAAUCCGUCCAAAUUUGACCAAAAUGCCUUCUUGAACUAGUCCCGUGUGCCUGCAUUUGGCUAUCCCUCUAAACCUUAAUUUAAAAAAUGCUGGAGGAACUCAGCGAGCCAGGCAGCAUCUGUGGACUGGAAUUGACAGACGACGUUUUGGGUCGAGAUCUUUCUUCAGGCUGAAGGGACUUGGCCCAUAACUUAACUUUUCCUGGUUUGAACUGUUGCUCUGGUCACCCUCUCCCCUCCAAGGCAGCAGCUUUGCUAUAUCCAUUUUAGUAUAUUUUCCACAUUUGUUUAUAAUAUUUGUCAUAUCAGUUUCUUAACGAUAUCAGUAAAAACAAGUGAUUUUAAUCUCUUGGGUUUCUUUCUGCCUUUAUAGUUCAACGUUUUACAAUUUAUGGUAAUGAGUUUUUAGAAAUCACAUUUGGCAGAUCAGCCAAAGCCUAUUGUCAAUCAAGGCCCGGAUUUGUUUUGAUAUCGGAGUCGGUUUGCAGUUUGCAUUCCUCGUCGUGGGGCGGCAGUAGAGAGGUUAUAAUUAAAAUAAACUUUCCUCGCUUUGAAAUCCUUCUUUGCCCUUUCCAGCUGCUUUCGAGCGGUUUCAGUUGGAGUUUGUUCGGCUCGGAAAUGUCGAGACCUCUGGGUUAUUCACGGUGGGAGUGGGAUUUGCCUACAGCUCUGAAACUAUCAAGCUGAGGGUGAACCUCUUGCCCCCUCCCCUCAAGUCUUGCGCUCGGUCCCGUUGGGAUUUAUAGGUUUUUUAUUUUUUCCAAAGAGUUUUUUUUAUGCACAAACACAAAAAAAAUUGUAGCUUUCCUCGCUCGCUGGUAACACUCUGCAUCUGCUCUGUGUUAAAUGGGAUUGAGAGUCGGUGCAACACAUCGAGAGACCGGCACGGUUCGAUCUUCAAGACUUCAAUCGGCUCCAAAGUUUGCUUACUUUUCCCCAGCCCAUUUUUUUCAACCUAAAGUUUCCAAGAAGUCAAUGGAAUGAACAGGCAGAUGUUGUCAGAUGUGUCUGCUUUCUCCCCAAUGGGACUCAGAAAGAUAAUGAAGUAACGGGAUGGAGACGGCGGCAGUCCCGGACUCCAGCAAAGCUGCUGCCUUCGGGGGGAGAGCCCUAAUCCUCUGUGCUGUAUUGUACUGUACUUGUUGCCUGGGACUUGGACAAGUACUGCCUGAAGAUGUGGACAUUCUCCAAAGGCUGGGCCUUACUGGGAAAAAAGCACAAUCGCAGUCAUCAUCAUCUUCUGUAACGUCCCACUCUGUUCCUCAGGGGGUCAUUCCUUUUAAAUCAGGCGUUAUUCUCACCCAAAGAGCACGCAUCAAAACACCAGUUGCAGCACUCAUUCCUGCCUCAUAUGGCACUAACCUUGCCAUAGUUUUGAGCUUAUGCUCACAUCGUAUCAACAAUGCUUUUUUAUUUUCUGUUAGAAAUAAGAAGAAAAAACUACAGCUUGGUGUUCAGUUUAUACCAGGUAAAAUCAUUGUGUACGUAGGACACAAACAGUCUGUAUAUUUUGAUUAUGACGUUCAUGAUGGCCAGUGGCACCACAUGGCGAUCAACAUCAGGAGCCGAAAGGUUACUCUAUAUACUUCUUGUGGGAAGAAUCGUACAAAUGCAAAUUUGCAUUUCAAAAAGGAAGAUUCUUUAGAUCCUGAUGGUUCCUUUCUUUUGGGAAAAAUGAACCAAAACUCAGUUCAAUUUGAAGGAGCCAUUUGUCAAUUUGAUAUUUAUCCCUCUGCAAAAGCAGCACAUAAUUAUUGCAAAUAUAUUAAAAAACAGUGUAGGCAGGCAGACAUCUACCGACCGAACCUUCUCCCACUGCUUCCUGUUUUACCACAAUUUCCUAAUUCAUCUGUUAUCACCUCUUCUCCAUUAUUGCUGCAUAAAAAGACUGGAAAGGAUGACAACUGUACAGAGAAGUCAGCUUUGAUGGGCACGGCUCAAACGAUGCCGAACAUCAAGAUCCAGACUAAUAAACGUGCAUCUUUCGAAACCACGACCCAGCCUGCUCUGUUGUCAACACAGCGCCGGAACACUGCUUCUCCCCAUCGACAGAUGGCAACAACAACACUACUCCCAAGCACUGAACUUCUCCAGCUCCCUCCACGUAUCAAAUCUCCAACUACAGCCCCUGCUAUGAUGCUAUCUCACACAGCUCAUGACAAAUCAACCAAAAAAAAGAAUGAAAGGUUAACAAAGCAGCAAGGACCAAAAUCUUCUGAUAUUACGACAGAGCCAGUUAUGAAAAAGAAAGCGAAAGUAACUGUAAAUGUGACAACAAAUCCAACAUCAACAAAGCCAGUGAAAAAGAAACCAGAAUACCAAUCCACCGAGAAUCAUUUUGAGACCCAGAAACCCUCAACAGUACUUGUGGAAAGACAGGAUGAACAACCACAAAGGCAUAACAAGCAGCCUUCAGAAAAGAACACUGAGCAAAAAUCAACAACAACUCAAUAUGACUCUAGGGGUACCUACACUGUCAUGACUGUAACACCUGCUGCCACAGAUGGAUACCAAACCUUUGGGAUGGAAAGUUAUACCGUUGACCCACUUUUUCAAGAACAACUAAGUAUAAAAGGCGACCCUGGACCAAAGGGUCCUCGAGGCCCUCCAGGCCUACCUGGUCAACCUGGAAAAAGAGGACCUCGGGGACAUCAAGGACCCCAUGGAAAUCCUGGCCGACCUGGUCCCAUUGGUGGGAAGGGCCAUAAAGGUGAACCUGGCAUCUCUCCAGGAAAAGCACUCAAUGGACACAAGGGUGACCGGGGCCGUCCUGGUGCCCUGGGACUGCAAGGACCAAAAGGCCGAAAGGGACUGAGGGGCUACCCUGGAUCACCUGGCCAUCCCGGAGAAUCAGGGGAACGUGGACCAGAUGGAAGCCGAGGUGCCAAAGGUUAUCCUGGCAGGCAGGGUUUACCAGGACCAGUAGGAAAACGUGGACCUAAAGGAUUAAGGGGCUUCAUAGGCCCACCAGGUUUAAUGGGGCUUUCGGGGGCAAAUGGAAAGCAAGGCAUGCCAGGAGAACCAGGGAAGAGGGGCAAGAUGGGUAGGCCGGGAUUUCCAGGACAUUUUGGAGAGAGAGGAACACCAGGCUUAGACGGAAGUCCAGGAGAAUUGGGAGCCCCAGGCCCUGCUGGCGUUCGCGGAUUGGUUGGUGACGUCGGGACACUUGGGAAGAUGGGCAGGCCAGGGCCACGCGGACCUAAGGGACUGAUGGGAAACGCUGGAGAACCAGGACUGAAAGGUGAUAAGGGUGACGAGGGCAUUCCAGGAAUACCAGGAGAACCGGGUUUCCCUGGUGAUAAGGGUAAUCCAGGAUUACAGGGUUUGCCUGGAAUGAGGGGGAAAAUUGGAAUAUCUGGAAUAAUUGGUGAUAACGGUCCAGUUGGAAUACCAGGACCCCCUGGCCUUGAGGGUUUUCCAGGAGAUAUUGGACCACCAGGGCAAAAUGGUCCAGAAGGCCAAAAGGGGAAACCUGGAGCACGAGGUCUACCUGGACCACAGGGCAUGGGUGGCCGAGAGGGGGAUGAAGGACCAAGUGGACCUUUGGGAGAUCCAGGCCCUGAGGGACGUCCUGGGAGGAGAGGAUUUCCAGGCAAACCAGGACCUGAUGGUCCUAAGGGUGAACCUGGCGAUCUUGGAAAAGUGGGGAAAGUUGGAGAGCAGGGCGUGGCAGGAUUCAUGGGACCAAUUGGAGAGCCUGGGAAGAUUGGGGAAAAGGGUGAUCGUGGUGAAACAGGUCCUCCAGGUCCUCCAGGAGUUAAGGGAGCAAUGGGUCACCCAGGGCCUCCAGGAGACUUAGGCCCUCCUGGACCAAUUGGACCCCCAGGUGCCAGAGGCAUUCAAGGAUCCCCUGGAUUGAGAGGAAUGAAGGGCCGCAGGGGUGCAAGAGGUUCUGAUGGUCCUACAGGGGAGCCAGGGUCAUCAGGUGUCAAGGGAUCUGUAGGGGACCCUGGGCGUACGGGACCAGAUGGACAGAAGGGGAAAAGUGGAGAAUCAGGAAAACCAGGACCACCCGGAUUUAUAGGUAUAUCAGGACCAUCUGGUCCGCCAGGCAUAAAAGGAGUUCCAGGAGAACCAGGGCCACCUGGACCAGAGGGAGUAAUUGGAAUGCUGGGAGAGAUGGGUCCAAAGGGGUUGCCUGGUCCUUUUGGUGAGCCUGGACUCCCAGGAGAAGUCGGAGAGAAGGGUGCAAUUGGUCCAGCUGGAGUUGCAGGUGAACAAGGACUCAUGGGCCAAAGGGGUGAGCCUGGUCUGGUUGGUGACGAUGGACCCAUAGGAAUUGAUGGGGUCAAGGGUGACAAAGGAGACCCAGGGACAGAAGGGGAUAAAGGAGAGAAGGGGACAGAAGGAUUAAAAGGAAAAGAAGGACCACCAGGAGUACCAGGAAUCACGGGAGUACAAGGACCUGAAGGAAAGCUGGGAAAACCUGGGAUAAGGGGAAUACCUGGCAGAAAGGGUAGCAAAGGACACUUGGGAUAUCUGGGAGAAACUGGACCCCCAGGAGACCAAGGACCUAUAGGAACCCAGGGGCCCAAGGGAUCUCGAGGAACACGAGGAUCUUUGGGUGCUCCUGGUCGAAUGGGAGUUCAGGGUGAACCUGGGUUACCAGGCUAUGAGGGACAUAAAGGACCGCCUGGCCCGAAAGGACCACCUGGUCCCAAAGGUGAAAAGGGUGAACAAGGAGAUGAUGGGAAGGUGGAAGGACCAUCUGGUCCACCUGGUGACAGGGGCCCUGUUGGGGAUCGGGGAGACAGAGGUGAAUCUGGAGAUCCUGGCUAUCCUGGUCAGGAAGGCCUGGAUGGCGAAAGGGGGAAGCCUGGCCAGCAAGGUUUACCAGGUAAUCCUGGACCUCCAGGUCAACCAGGUGUAAAAGGAUCGAAAGGUCAAGAGGGACGAAAAGGAAAAACAGGUGUGCGGGGCAUUCGAGGAAGCCCAGGCCCGCCAGGACCAGUUGGGCCUCCUGGUCCGAGAGGCGUUGUUGGCCGGCAAGGUCAAGAGGGCGCUCCAGGGUUGGAUGGAAUUCCAGGACUCGAUGGCAAACCAGCAAUUACAGGGGAACAGGGAGACGAUGGGAUUGUGGGAUUGAUUGGUGCAUCUGGGGCACGUGGCCGUGUUGGAGUACCCGGACUACCUGGAUCUCAGGGAUCUCCUGGCUUUAAGGGAGAAAGAGGUUUGCGGGGUCAGGCAGGACCACCUGGAAUAAAAGGAACCGAAGGAGGGACUGGACUUCCAGGGAAGAGAGGUGACCCAGGUUCUAAAGGUCAACCGGGAGAUCCCGGAGAGUCUGGCUUCCCUGGGCUGAUGGGAGUGUUUGGACCAAAGGGCCAUCCUGGAGAUGCCGGUUUUACUGGGAUCCAAGGUCCAAAAGGGCCUCCGGGAUUAAUGGGUAAAGAAGGCGUCAUGGGUCCAUUCGGAUUUACAGGUCCUAAGGGGCAUCCAGGUCCAAAAGGUUACAAAGGAAAUCAAGGUGAUUCGGGGCCACAAGGGCCAAAGGGUCCGAUGGGGCCUCGAGGACUCCCUGGACCACCAGGUCUUCCCGGAAUUCAAGACGCACUCAAACAAGAAGAGCUCGGUGCUGCUUUACAAGCUUAUAUUGAAUCAAAAACUACACUCAGGACAGAGAACUAUCAGAAUUCAGACCUACCUUUGAUUGACCAAGGAGCAGAGAUCUUUAAGACUCUACACUACCUCAGUAAUCUUAUCCACAGCAUAAAGAACCCUCUGGGAACCAGGGACAAUCCUGCCCGGGUCUGCCGUGAUCUUAUGAACUGUGAGCAGCGAAUGAAUGAUGGCACUUACUGGAUUGAUCCCAACCUUGGUUGUACUUCUGACACAAUUGAAGUAGCCUGUAACUUCACUAAUGGCGGACAAACCUGUCUCAAGCCCAUCACUGUGUCAAAGUUGGAGUUUUCAAUGGGAAGAGUCCAGAUGAACUUUUUGCAUUUGCUGAGCUCCGAGGCAGUCCAACACAUUACCAUUCACUGCCUCAAUGUGCCAGUCUGGACGGAUGGAAGCUCUAACAAGCCAUUUAAACAGGCUGUCAAGUUCAAAUCCUGGAAUGGCCUGGUGCUGGAGGCAGGAGGGCAGUUUAUUCCGAAAGUGCUGCUGGAUGAUUGCCGGAUACAGGAUGGCCGAUGGCAUCAGACUCACUUCAUUUUUCACACACAAGACCCCAAUCAGCUGCCAAUAAUCAGCAUCUCGAACUUACCACAACCAAAACCAGGAAUACAUUAUCACCUAGAGGUCGGGCCUGUCUGCUUUCUCUGAACUCCUGACUGAACAAUCUUUAACCCACAUCAGAGCAUAAUUGGUCUUUAUUACAUAUUAAAGUAAAGAAAUUGCUGGUAUGAUGUGAAGAUGUCACAUUCUGAUCAGAAAAGGCAAACAAUGGCUUUAAAAAAAUAAUAAUAAUAAUUAAGGAAAAUGUUAUCAGACUUGAUUGAAGGAAGAGUUCUUAGCUAAAACAACUAGAAUUGAAAAUCUCCACAAGUAGCCAAAGAACCUUUCUGCCAUUGUGUUGAGAGAAAUGAGAAAGUCUAUAACUGGGUUGCAGAAAAUCAGUUUUGUGGGGGAAAAAAAGCAAAUUGGUUUCCAGUAGCUGUGAAACUACAUAACAAGUCAUGCGCAGCCAAAGGUUAGGAGACUUCUAAAAGAGUGACUAAAUAGCUGGGGGCUACAUGCCUGAUAAGCAUCACCAAUGUGCAAUAGUGGAAGGGAAAGGGGAACUUGUAAGAGUUGUUGAAAUUUUCUAAAUCCAUGAGACUUAAUUUAAUGUAUGAACCAUUAGAGAGUUGGCCUGCAGACCUGCAGAUGCUUGGCCCAAUUGACUGGUUUCAGGCAAGGGGAAAUCGGAGAAAAGAAUGGUGCAUUUGCACCAGAUAAUUUUCAAGAUUUAAAACACGGUGCUAAUAAAAUGAGUUUCCCAGGGUGAUUUUCUACCUCUCAUUUCCUGGUACUGGUGCUCACAUUCUCAGAUUUAUUUCCAUGCGUAUGUCAGUUCAGACACAGUGGUGCUAUGCAAUUCCGACAGGACAAACGUGGCUGCCCCGGAUAGCGUUUCUACUUACUGAGUAGGGCGAGAACCCUCAUCCCUAUUUCACCUGCCCACUUCUCCUUACCUAUUAACUUAAUUAUGUCCAGAGUGCCUUUAGUAUUUUAAGGGAUAAUUGUAAUUGUGCUUUGGGGAGGGAUGAAAGCAGCCGACCAUUCCUGUGUCACUGACAGACCUUUUAAAAGAGUAAAGUUGGAAAGUUGUUGAGAGUUAAAGUAUUUUUGAAAGCUAUACUGUUUUUUAAGUUCUUUAUUUUGAAUACUGCUUCUGUUUGUACAGAGUUGCCCUUGAAAGCUGUAAUUAAUAUUUAGGGAAGCUUUAUUAAUUAAAAAGGAACUAGAUCUUUACUGAAAUGGUAGAUUUUCCACCUUUUAAAAUUGUGUAAAAUGUUUCUACGUGCUAUGUUGUAUACAGUGGAUCAAUAUUUUACAGUCUGCUAUUUAAUGUUAUUUAAAUGUUUUAAAAUCAUAGUUAAAAAAAAACAAACGCCUCUCCCUUUUACAGAUGUCUAUGUUUCAAAGUAGAUCUGUCUUUUUUGUAGUUGUAAACAUGUUGCUUCAGCACCCAACUGGUCUUGGAAAGUUGUGUGGAGUUCUUUUGUGGCUUGUUUAAUGUGUAAAUUUGGUGCUUUGAAGAGAAGAAUAUUUCAGUGUUUCAAAUCUAUACGGUAUUAUGCAGAGUUUAAACGUACUGUAUAGGAAAAUGCAUUAAGCGCUUUUUAAUUCAUGGUUAUUUUUUUUACUUUGAAGGAACUAUGUGAAGAAUCUAGAAUUCUAAUACAUUAUUUUAAAUUUAUUUCGUUUAAAAAGAAUCUGAUAAUACAGUUGAAAAGCCAGCCAUCAGAAUACCUCAGAUACAUGUUGGUACCAUUCUGAACACAUUUCAACCUUGUUUCAUUUUAUCUUAAUUUUUCAUUUUUUUACUUUGGGUUUUUUCUAUUCCAUUUGCUUUUCUGUGUGUGUCUGUUGCUAUAGAAACAGAUUUGCCAUAAAAUGGUCAUCCGCAGACAACAGUAUCAUUAUUGCCUUAGUUGCAAAUGUUUGAACGUUCUGUACAACGGUUCACUAUUUAGCUGUGAAGUACCUUACUCGGCCUUUGCUAGUCUCAUUGGGGCUUAGACUUCCAUUGUUUGAAAUUAAAAGUUUCUGAAACUUUAUUGAAAUAAAAAUUUCAAACUGAA
Messenger RNA from Leucoraja erinaceus (little skate), 10483 nucleotides. RefSeq names its product collagen, type XXVII, alpha 1b (gene col27a1b). NCBI's taxonomy places the organism in Eukaryota, Metazoa, Chordata, Chondrichthyes, Rajiformes, Rajidae. The record is from RefSeq and is a predicted model, not a curated record. The coding region runs from base 3306 to 8519 and encodes 1737 amino acids. Gene Ontology annotation, molecular function: extracellular matrix structural constituent. The transcript is spliced from 61 exons.